AUGUUACAAAAAGGUUUUAGAAUCCAACCAAACUGGGAUAAGGCGUUAAGUGAAAAUGAAAAAUACAUAUGGUUUUAUCAGUAUGACAUUGUUUCUACCAAGUAUCACAAACUGGAGAACAGAGGGUUGUCGCUGGUACCGGAUAACCAAAAUGUUUCUUGCGAUUUGGUUUCACCUAAGCUAUUAAAACUAUCAUCAGAAAACCCAGUCAUCAACAAAUUUUUUCAGUGUCCAGAUUCCUCCUUUGACAUUUCGGGCGGUAUUUCUAGAAAUCCUCGUCCUCAUGUAUCUUCUUUUGAUGUUAGUGCAAGUGGUGAACAUUUUAUUGCUUCUUUCACUGGGUCAUCUGUAAAAUUGUAUGACGCUCAAACGGGGCAUAUUCGGCGUUCUCUUGAAGGUCAUGUUGGAGAUGUAUAUACCUGCAAAUUUUUUCCAUCUGGGCUAGUUGCACUCACAGCAGGCAGUGAUAUGCAGUUAAAAAUUUGGUGUCUCAUUACUGGUCGUUGUGCAGCUACUCUUGGUUUAAAUGGUACUGAUUCUAAUAAUAAAAAUGAGCCAGGAGGUCAUAGGACUGGUAUCCUGGACACCGCUAUCAUAGAUCGUGGUCGUAAUGUUGCUUCUAUAGAUCGACUAGGUUGGCUAAGGCUAUGGGAUGUGGCGACACAAACUUGUAUAUCAGCAAUCCCAGUGACUAUUAGUGCUGUUAAACCAUAUACCAUUUCCUCAACAGUCCCAGAAGAAAUAACAUGUUUAGCAAUUCGAAAACAUUCUGGUUUACCGAUUCAAACAGCUAAUCCCAUCACUUCAGAUUCCUGGUAUAAAGUUCAAGAGACAUCUUCGACAACUGCUCAAGAAGUUGCUACAUCCGAUGCCUUGAUUGCUGUUGGCACUGGUACUAAUGCAUCAGUUCGUUUAUAUGAGCUGGCUGCUCGUCAGAAAGGUUGUGUUAUUCAGUGCACGUUACCGAGCGGCAGUGGAUCGGUCGGGGCAUGUGCUUUUCCUGAAGAGAUACCGAUACCAUUUUCAAAAGAGAUUCAAUUCAUCGAUGUACCUAGAAGUUGUGUUUCAAGCUUUAUGGACUAUGGAAUUUUUGCCGGUAGUCAACAAGGAGAUCUUGCUUCAUGGGAUAUUCGUCAAACAAAACAACCGUUAUGGCAGUUGACUCAUGAAAAAGGUGCUGUUCAACAAAUACGUGUGUGUAGGCGAGCUAAUUGUCAAUAUCUGUUGCUUGUUGUUAGCCGAAGUGACGGACGGACUCUUGUUUAUCCAUAUGAUCCAGCAACAGCACAUAGUGAUGCGCAAAUCCCUAUUAGUCUGGAGCUUACUGGAGUGAAUUGUGAAUCUAUAUGUGGUCUCUCAAUGGUUUAUAAAUCAUCAGGAGGAAUCGGUGUUUGGAGUGCAACUCGCAGUGGAAUCGUUAAUCAAUAUACUAAACUUUCAGAUGAAAUAACGUUUAGAAACUUAUAA
Messenger RNA from Schistosoma rodhaini, 1467 nucleotides. The record is from the annotation of a GenBank genome assembly. NCBI's taxonomy places the organism in Eukaryota, Metazoa, Platyhelminthes, Trematoda, Strigeidida, Schistosomatidae.